AUGCUGGAUAACGAAUCAGGUGAAGAAAUUGAUAAGACAGUGGCUGAAUUCGACUUUGCAUUACCCAUAAAUAGAAUCACCAAAGACCUAACCAAAAGACAUGAUGUUCUUGCCAUCUUACUAGACUUGGAAGAAGAUCCCGAGUUGGAUUUCAUAUUCAAAACAAUAGCGUCACUUUGCGAUCCAUUCACCCAACCACAAGAGUCGGAGGAUACCAUACUUUCUGUGGAUUUCAUCUCGGACUUGGUGAUUUCAAUAGUGUACAGCCAUUACGUUGAAGAGAAUGAACAAGACAUCAAGGAAAACAAUGUCGAUAUCCAAUCCAUAAAGUUUGACAUAUCGACCCAACUUUUUACGAUAGUACGUCGUAUCCAUCAGUAUCUUAAUGCAGAAGACGAACUCGAAUUGCGAUUUGUCAAUAACGAUGAAGAACACUAUAAAGAGAACUUACCUCAUUGGACUCCCAACCUAUCCAUAAGCAACGACGAAGCAAAUGCCAAGCUUGUCUAUUCCAUUGCAUGUGUACUACUAUUGUCAAUAUAUAAACUAUUUGUCCCCAAAACAGGCGAAUAUAACGUGGCCAUGAAUCCAUAUUUGCAUUACUUUCUUAAACUUUGGAAGUGUCAUACGAAUAUCAUUCUUCUUGGUCUUGAAAUAGAUCGAAGAAUAGAGUUUCAGAAUCAUGAAAGGGGAACAGAAGAAGAAACUCCAGAGAUAGUUAAAUUAACCUUGAAAGGAUCCAGUUCUAUACGUUAUGUCCUAGCGUGGAUCAUAAACCAGAAUCCGUCACUGACUUUUGAAACAGACUCCAUUUCACCAUUUGACAAAGAGGACCUCCAAAAAGUUACUGUUUUCAAUUUCAUAGAGCCAUUAGCAAAGAAAAAGACAAACGGUGGAGCAUUACUGAUUGAUAUGAGACUUGUUAUUAUUGCAUUAUUGAUUAUAAAUUCAGGCACGAGCUUUACCGCGGCUCAAUAUCAACUUUCUGAACGACCCUCUAGAAAUGAAGAGGAAGCCAGCCGAAGAUUAAACCAAUCAAGAAAGAUUACUGAACUAGGGGAUAUUUUAAUCGAUUUGGAGUAUGAUGACUUGUUUGAUGAGGAUAUCAAGUACAUAUUCGAAUAUGAAUACGAUGGAUCAGACGGAGAAAUUCUGGACCACGAGGAAGAUAAACCAAGUCUUCAUGAAGAUAUUAUAAGUGAUGAAGAUAUACCAGGGAAGAUUGUCGAAGAUGGAAUAGAAUUUGACGAGUAUGGUCGUGACUGGCGAGAUAUGGCACGAGGUGAUAAUUUAAUUUAUCAAGACUCCUUUAGUCUGAUGUUUGACGAAUUUGACAAGCUAGAAGAUAAAGAACAAUCUGAUGAUAUCUUUGCAAGUUGGGAAGAGCUUUACAAUACAUUUGAAUUCUUGAAUACCAAUAGUAUUGACGGGAAUAGCGAAGCCGAGAAGCGGGUUGGUCAAGUUGUAAUAAAUACAAUUGCCAAAGCAGUACGAGAUAAGCUAACAAAGAAAGAGCUCCCACCAAUAACCCCGGAAAUGAUAUAUUCAUACUGGUCAUCCCUGGCUACAGAAAAGGAAUUUGAAAUCACCCAAAACAAUAAUAAAGUUAUAGUUCCCAUAUUUAACAUCACCAAGUUUGAAAUAUUCUUGCAUAACAAUAGCAAGUUAGCUAGAUGUGCCAUGGAUGAAAUGUUAAUGUACAAUGGAUCAAGAAGAAUAUUUAUUUGGUUCAUCACUCAUAAUUUGAAUAUCUCAAACUUAUUAAUUGAUUACGUGUUUCAACUUUUAGCCGGACUUAGGGGAAACUCCAAAACUCAAGGCCCUUAUGUAUUUUCUAGAAAGGGAGGCAAGGUUAUUCUAAGUGAAGUGGAACAGCUGAUGUUACUACACGAGUUCUUAACUAAUAGUAACGCUUAUUUCUCGGCAGCUGAGGGAAUCGAGAUAUCUGAUGGGUACAAAGUUGUGCUAGCUGAAUCGAUAGCCAAGAAGCAGAUACAAGUGAUUUGUUUAAUGAUCCAACAAUUGAUAAAUAUUGGUGUAAUUGAUCUUUCAUUGGUGCACAAUACUGAUGAUGAUAAAGACGAUAUUCAUGAUUAUAGAAAUGAAAUCCAAAUAUUGUUAAUCAAUUGGAUUGGGAAAGUGCCUGAAGCCAGACAAUUAUUUUUCAAAGUCAAGAAUACAGACGGUGAAGAAGAACCCAAGCAUGUUCCAAAAUCCACAAUUACAUUAGAAGAAGAAAAUAAAUUGUUCGAGAGAUACUCCAACAUGUCAACGACAGAAAUCAGUAACGUCAUUGACAAGAAGAAUGUGGAAAUCUUGGACAAUUUUACAUCAAGAAUCGAAUCACACUUGAGUUCACUUUUGAGUGUGCAAGGUAACGGCAACUCCAAUUUGAAACAACUUACGGAUGAUUUCCGGUUCUUCCUUGCUAAUUUCAAUACUCUUUGCAAAAUUGAAUAUGUAGCCGAGACUUUAUUCGACAAGUUUGAACCAGUUCUUUUGACUGGUAUGAUUACAAACGUGGGCAAUCCAAAAGCGAAUAAUACUUUUGAUGCAGAGUUUAAUAACGAAUUCCUAAAUGGGGAAGGUAAAUUCCAAUCUCCUCCAGAAGGAGAACCCGAGUCAAAGAAGAAAAACAAGAAAAAGAAGAAGUCACGAAAGAAAUAG
This is a messenger RNA of Spathaspora passalidarum NRRL Y-27907, 2667 nucleotides long. RefSeq names its product CCR4-NOT core subunit. NCBI's taxonomy places the organism in Eukaryota, Fungi, Ascomycota, Pichiomycetes, Serinales, Debaryomycetaceae. The record is from RefSeq and is a predicted model, not a curated record. The transcript has a single exon. Bases 1 to 2667 code for a protein of 888 amino acids.